GACGUGUCUUCAAAAUUGAGUGAUUAGCGGUGUUAAUUAUGAUGUUCCUCUAAUAUAAGGUCUAAAGAAAUAUAUUUGAUGAGGAAUUUUAACUGGAAGCAUUGAAUGUUACAGGCUGUAGAGUUCAAAUAUAAUAUGGAGAUGCAUCAAAACAUUUUUCUAUCAAGCAUUUUAUUCAUCCUUUUAUUCAUCUGUCUUCCUCAUUCCGAUGGAUUUUAUGUCCCUGGCGUUGCUCCAGUAGAAUUCAAGAAAGGAGACAGUAUCGAAGUGAAGGCUGUUAAGAUGACCAGUACUUUGACUCAAUUACCAUAUGAAUAUUAUUCAUUACCAUUUUGCCGUCCGAAAAAAGGAGCAAUUGUUUAUAAAUCUGAAAAUUUAGGUGAAGUUUUACGUGGGGACAGAAUAGUCAAUACUCCAUAUGAAGUACACAUGGCUACAGAUCAGAAUUGUAGAGUUCUGUGUAAUAAUCCAAAAACUCCUCUGAAUUGGUCUGUUGCUGAGUCAAAACUUGUAGCUAAUCGAAUUCAGCAUGAAUAUUUUGUACAUUUACUGAUUGAUAACCUUCCAUGUGCUACCCGUUUUGGUCUUUAUGAAGAUCAACCUCAAUAUGAGCAUGGUUAUAGGCUAGGUUUUGUUUCAGGAGGAACUCCUUACAUUAACAACCACUUGAAGCUUAUUUUAAAGUACCAUACUCAGCCAGGGGAGAACUACAGAGUUGUUGGAUUUAUUGUUGAAACACAAAGUGUUGAUCUGUCAAAUUUAGAGUUUAAUGGUAAUACUUGCAGUUUUCCAGAAUCUGCAAAAAAGCAAGCAGUCAAUGUUCAAGGACCAACUAAACUGCUGUUUACGUAUGAAGUUGCAUGGGAAGAAAGUAACAUUCGCUGGGCUUCAAGAUGGGAUCUUUAUUUAGCAAUGACAGAUGUUCAAAUACAUUGGUUUUCUACAAUAAAUUCUAUUGUUGUAGUGUUUUUCUUAUCAGGUAUACUUACAAUGAUUAUUGUUAGAACUUUGAGAAGGGACAUUGCCAGAUAUAAUAAAGAUGAGGAUAUGGAAGACACAAUGGAAGAAACAGGAUGGAAACUUGUACAUGGUGAUGUUUUCAGGCCUCCUAGGAGUCCAAAACUUUUUGCUGCUGUAAUAGGAAGUGGAAUUCAAAUUUUUCUUAUGACUUUUAUUACAAUUUUUUUUGCUAUGUUAGGCAUGUUGUCUCCUGCUUCAAGAGGGGCCUUGAUGACUGCGGCAAUAUUUUUAUACGUUUUCAUGGGGUCUGUUUCAGGAUAUUUUUCAGCUAGACUGUACAAAACUUUGAGAGGUACACAUUGGAAAAAAGCUGCUCUCUACACAGCAACAUUUUACCCUGGUAUAGUUUUCACCAGUUGUUUCUUUCUAAAUUUCUUCAUAUGGGGAAAGCAGUCUUCUGGAGCUGUUCCUUUCACAACUAUGCUGGCCCUGCUUUGUAUGUGGUUUGGCAUUUCAUUGCCGUUGGUUUUCAUUGGUUAUUAUUUUGGAAUAAGAAAACAUCCUUAUGAACAUCCUGUACGCACAAAUCAAAUACCUCGUCAAGUUCCAGAGCAAGUUUGGUACAUGAACCCAAUGCUAUGUACUCUAAUGGCUGGAAUACUUCCCUUUGGAGCGAUGUUCAUUGAACUUUUCUUCAUUUUUACAGCUAUUUGGGAAAAUCAAUUUUAUUACUUGUUUGGAUUUCUGUUUCUAGUCUUUAUUAUUCUAGUCAUUUCAUGUUCCCAAAUUUCUAUUGUGAUGGUAUAUUUUCAGCUGUGUGGUGAAGAUUAUCAUUGGUGGUGGAGAUCCUUUUUUGUAUCAGGGGGUUCAGCUGUUUACAUAUAUGCCUAUUCGGUAUUCUACUUUUUCACUAAGCUCGAAAUAACAGAAUUCAUUCCUACACUACUAUACUUCAGUUAUACUGGCUUGAUGGUGCUUACAUUUUGGUUGUUAACCGGCUCAAUUGGAUUUUAUGCUGCAUACUUUUUCAUAAGAAAAAUAUAUGCGGCUGUAAAAAUAGAUUAAGACAAUUGUUUACUAUUUUAAGUUUAGUCAGGAAUUAUGGUUGUAUAUAAGUAUAAUGAAUAUGACGGCAUAACAGAACAAAACGAAACAUUGACAUCCAGCAGGCUGGAUCAAAACAUUUUGUAUAUAAGAUUUCCUCAUUAGGAAUAUGAAUUAAAUUUAUAUCUCUUCAUAAAUAGUCUUUUCCUUAUGUACCAAAAUUUUUAUUCAUCUCUCAUUGUCAUAUUUUGUUUCCUAAUAAAAUUCAAAAUCUGACUUGGUA
Molecule: messenger RNA, 2287 nt
Organism: Uloborus diversus
Lineage: Eukaryota; Metazoa; Arthropoda; Arachnida; Araneae; Uloboridae
Gene: TM9SF4
Product: transmembrane 9 superfamily member 4-like
Exons: 19
Coding region: 106-2025 (639 amino acids)
Biological process (GO): protein localization to membrane
Cellular component (GO): membrane
Source: RefSeq, a predicted model, not a curated record